Messenger RNA from Canis lupus familiaris (dog), 1269 nucleotides. RefSeq names its product mono-ADP ribosylhydrolase 1 (gene MACROD1). Gene Ontology annotation, biological process: peptidyl-glutamate ADP-deribosylation; purine nucleoside metabolic process; DNA damage response. Gene Ontology annotation, cellular component: nucleoplasm. Gene Ontology annotation, molecular function: ADP-ribosylglutamate-[protein] hydrolase activity. The record is from RefSeq and is a predicted model, not a curated record. NCBI's taxonomy places the organism in Eukaryota, Metazoa, Chordata, Mammalia, Carnivora, Canidae.
CCAGCGGCGCGCUCGGGGUUUCUGGCCGCGCGGCCCGCCAGCUCGGAGCCGGUCGCUGCUAGCACACUCCGCUCGGUCCCAAGCGGAUCGGGGCGAGACUCCCAGCACCGUAGAUAGAGUCCAAGUGGGCGGGGAACCUCCCCGCGCGCCCGCUCAUGUCCCUGCGGAGCCAAGUGUCCGGCCGCCUGGCACAGCUGCGUGCGGCGGAGCAGCUGCUCCGCGUCCCGCGCCCCUGGCCCGGCCCCUCGGCGGGUGCCACGCGGACCCGCAGCGGCGCGUGCGGUCCCCCGGCGACCCUGGGCGCGGACGGCCCCGGCGCGCGGACCCCAGCGGGAGUUGGGGCUUGGGGGGCGGCGGCGGUGGGGGAGAGGAGAGCCGGGGUGCGCACCUGGGCCCCCCUGGCCAUGGCGGCGAAGGUGGACCUGAGCACCUCCACCGACUGGAAGGAGGCAAAAUCCUUUCUGAAGGGCCUGACUGACAAGCAACGGGAGGAACAUUACUUCUGCAGGGACUUCAUCAGGCUGAAGAAGAUCCCAACGUGGAAGGAGAUGGCGAAAGGGGCGACUGCAAAGGUGGAGGAGCCAAAGUACAAGAAGGAUAAGCAGCUCAACGAGAAGAUCUCCCUGUUUCGAGGUGACAUCACUAAGCUGGAGGUGGACGCCAUUGUCAAUGCUGCCAACAGCUCCCUGCUCGGAGGUGGCGGUGUGGACGGCUGCAUCCACCGGGCCGCCGGACCCCUGCUCACCGACGAGUGCCGGACCCUGCAGAGCUGCGAGACCGGCAAGGCCAAGAUCACCGGCGGCUACCGGCUGCCCGCCAAGCAUGUCAUCCACACGGUGGGGCCCAUCGCCCACGGAGAGCCCAGCGCCAGCCAGGCUGCCGAGCUCCGCAGCUGCUACCUGAGCAGCCUCGACCUGCUGCUGGAGCACCGGCUCCGCUCCGCGGCUUUCCCCUGCAUCUCCACCGGCGUGUUUGGCUACCCCAGUGAGGCGGCGGCGGAGGUAGUGUUGGCCGCGCUGCGCGAGUGGCUGGAGCAACACAAGGACAAGGUGGACCGGCUCAUCAUCUGCGUGUUCCUGGAGAAGGACGAAAGCAUCUACCUGCAGCGGCUCCCCCAGUACUUCCCAGUGGACUCCCCUGGGCCUACAGGACCUCGCUCUCAGCUCUAAGAGGUCCCCGAAGCCUGCAUCUGGGCCUGGGCACCCUGUUCCUUCCCUCAGCCCCCUGCCCUCAGGAGCCUCCUAAUAAAGACCACCCUUGUUGCAGCGA